AUUUUAACAUACAUGUAAACACAAACUACACGGAAGAAUUUGCAAAGCAUCAAUGGAAUGCACUACUCUGUUUUUCCUCUGCUCUUGUUCAUUCUCAUUCUUGAUCAUCUCCUCUGCAAGAGACACCUUAACUGCAGAUCAAAUCAUCAGUGAUGGGGAGACCAUUGUUUCGGCUCGCGGGGAGUUUGAAAUGGGAUUUUUUAGCCCGGGAGGAAGGCCUCAGAAUCGAUAUUUUGGUAUAUGGUACAAGAAAAUCUCGAAAGGAACGGUUAUUUGGUUGGCUAACAGAGAGACUCCAGUAGCUAAUGGUUCAGGCAUUGUGAGGGUCAAUAGUAGGGGGAUUAUGGUGGGUACUAAUGAGAGUAAUAGUGUAAUUUGGUCGUCAGAUUAUUCGAGAUCAGUGAAGAAUCCUGUGGCUCAGCUGUUGGAUAAUGGAAACCUUGUUUUCAGGGAUGGAAAUGAUGAACAGAGUUUUGUUUGGCAGAGUUUUGAUCAUAUUGUGGAUACUCUUUUGCCAGGCAUGAAGUUUGGAUAUGAUUUGGUAAGUGGUAUAGACAGGUACUUUGUGCCAUGGAAAAGUGAGGAUGAUCCAGCUCCUGGUGAUUAUAUUCAUCGGAUGGAUCGUAAUGGUUAUCCACAGCUGAUUACAAGAAAAGAUUCAGUUGUUAGGUUCAGGACUGGACCAUGGGUUGGAUCACAAUUUAGUGGGAUUCCUCGUUUUGAUCAGAAUAGAAUUUACAGACCAAGUUUUGUUAUAAGUAAGACAGAGGUUUAUUAUAUUUUUGAUCUUGUAAAUGUUUCUGAUUCUGCUGUUACAAGGUUGAGAUUGACACCAGGUGGAGAAUGGUUUCGUCUGGUAUGGAAUAGAGAGAAACAAGAAUGGACACGUGUCCUGACUCUGCAAGUGACUGAUUGUGAUAGUUAUGGAUUGUGUGGUACAUAUGGUGUCUGUAAUGUUAACAAGACUCCGAGGUGUGAAUGCAUGAAGGGGUUUGAUCCAGAAAACCCUGAUGAUUGGGCAGCAGCAGACUGGUCUAAUGGUUGUUUGCGCAAUGUUCAGCUAGAAUGUGGGAAUGGAGACGGUUUCUUGAAGUAUUCUGGUGUAAAAUUGCCAGACACGCGAUGGUCAUGGUAUAACAUGAGCAUGAGCCUCUCUGAAUGUCGGACCAAGUGCUUGAAGGACUGCAAUUGUACAGCAUAUUCUAAUACGGAUGUCAGAAAUGGGGGAAGUGGAUGCUUGUUAUGGUUUGGUGGCUUACAUGAUAUCCGAGGCUACUCAGAAGAUGGACAAGAUCUUUAUGUAAGAAUGGCUGCUUCUGAGUUAGUUUACUUCCAAUCAUGGACAGAAGACAGCAAAGAUUCUAAAAGAAAGAAGACAGUGUGGUUUUUAUUGCUUCUGCUAGUACCAGCAGUAAUUCUAGGCCUCUACCUGUUGUAUAAAUUCAGGAAAAGAAGACUUCACGGAGAAGAAAUACCACAAUCAAAUUUGACAAGUGAAGCCACCAACAGAAAUGAGAGGCAAGAUUUGGAUUUACCUUUACUCGAUUUCUUACAAAUUGCAAAUGCAACUGGCAAUUUUUCCAGCAAGCUUGGCAAAGGCGGUUUUGGAACUGUAUACAAGGGGAUUUUGGAAGGGGGACAGGAAGUCGCUGUGAAGAGGCUCUCAAAGGACUCGAGACAGGGAGUUGAUGAGUUUAUGAAUGAAGUUUCAUGCAUUGCUAAACUUCAACACAGAAAUCUUGUGAGACUUCUUGGAUGCUGCAUUGAGAAAGACGAAAGGAUGUUAAUUUAUGAAUAUAUGCCUAAUAAAUGUUUAGAUUCCAUUAUUUUCGAUACAGAGAAGUGCACUUCAGUUGAUUGGCAAACGCGCUACAACAUUAUAAAUGGCACUGCAAGGGGCCUACUCUACCUUCAUCGAGAUUCUAGACUACGGAUCAUUCACAGAGAUCUCAAAGCUAGUAACAUUUUACUCGAUCAUGAGAUGAACCCAAAAAUAUCAGACUUUGGACUGGCAAGAAUUUGCGGAGGAAGUGAAACCCAAGCCAGCACAACAAGAAUAGUUGGGACAUACGGAUACAUGCCCCCUGAGUACGCAAUAGAUGGCCUGUUCUCGACUAAAUCUGAUGUAUAUAGCUUUGGUGUUUUACUCCUAGAGAUAAUAAGUGGGAAUAAAAUCAGAGGUUUUCGCCAUCCAGAUCACAACCUUAAUCUGAUUGGUCAUGCAUGGAAAAGCUACAACGAGGACAAACUUUCUGAGGCAACUGAUAAGUUGAUCUUGAAUUCAAGUAACGAGGAUGAAGUGUUUAGAGUAAUUAAAAUUGGUUUAUUGUGUGUUCAAGAAUAUCCAGAAGAUAGGCCGAACAUGUCAUCUGUGGUUCUGAUGCUGAGUAGUAAAAUUGCAUUGUCUACUCCGAAGAAGCCAGGGUUUUACUCGGAGAGAAGAGAAGCUCAUGAAACAAAUUCUUCAUCGUUGAACAACACAGACUCCUCACCCAUGAAUACCUAUACUUUCUCCUUGUUUGAGCCACGAUAGCAUGAAUAUAAAUUCGCAUCAGAUUUGUUGGCUGUUAGUGUUUUUUAAUUAAUCAUCAUGUAAAAAUGAGCUGUUGUUGGCCUAGUUUACUCCAAUCAGAAUAAAUCACAGACCGAACAAUUAAUCUU
This is a messenger RNA of Daucus carota subsp. sativus, 2661 nucleotides long. RefSeq names its product G-type lectin S-receptor-like serine/threonine-protein kinase At4g27290. Gene Ontology annotation, biological process: recognition of pollen; protein phosphorylation. The record is from RefSeq and is a predicted model, not a curated record. The coding region runs from base 53 to 2533 and encodes 826 amino acids. The transcript is spliced from 7 exons. Gene Ontology annotation, molecular function: ATP binding; protein serine/threonine kinase activity. Lineage: Eukaryota; Viridiplantae; Streptophyta; Magnoliopsida; Apiales; Apiaceae.